Messenger RNA from Tachyglossus aculeatus (Australian echidna), 2122 nucleotides. RefSeq names its product coiled-coil domain containing 15 (gene CCDC15). The record is from RefSeq and is a predicted model, not a curated record. The coding region runs from base 95 to 1552 and encodes 485 amino acids. Gene Ontology annotation, cellular component: centrosome. The transcript has 11 exons. NCBI's taxonomy places the organism in Eukaryota, Metazoa, Chordata, Mammalia, Monotremata, Tachyglossidae.
GUGGCUGAAGAUGGAGGCCGGAAGUGGCCGUUGAGGCGCCUGUCCUGGGGUCUCCUCAGCGAUCUGCUCCCCCUGACGACCCCCCUGACCCCCGAUGCCCGUCAAGAUGGUGCCCCCAACAAGGCAGCACAGCAUCCCCAGGCUGCUCCGGGCCCGGACCCUUGAAGAGAAGAGCCGGACCUUGCUGGCGGUUCUGGCCGAGAGGAACCAGGCCGUGGCCCCCGUUGGGGCUUGGGUGGAGAGUGCCCCGCGAGGGGGUAACCCCGAGGAAACCCCAGCGUUUGUUUCUGCAUUUCUGAUAGAAAAGAAGCUAAAGGAGCAAGAGAAGACAAAACAGGAGACUCUGAAACGCUUCCAGGGACAGGUGAAACGCAGAGUAAAUCAGAGGAUCAAGCUGAGAUUAAAACAGCAGCUCCAAAAGGCCUGUGAAGCGGCGGAAAAAGAAGGCUCCAUGGCCCUGCAGACUUUGGCCUCAGCCCCGCUCCUGGCCCACAAGAGGAGCACGUGCGUCUACCGCAGCCGUGGGCAGGCCGCCGUCUGCGGUUCCCUGGCCAGUGGGCCACCCCCGCAGCCGCCGAUCGACGAGCUAGAGGAUGACCAGGCCGGUGCCACAUUGUUCCAACAGCAAGCCCGGGCCCUCAGCCAGACUAUGAGGCAAGUCCGCCGCCGGCUGGCAGCCUGCAAAACCACGGGGGGCCGAGAGCAGAGUUCCCCGCCGGAGCUUCCCGGAGGCCGCUGGGAAAGGAGUCCCACCCGAGAGGAACCAAGCCCAACGAGCCAGCAGCCAUCCGGCCCGGCAGACGAGGAACCGGAGGACCAGUUGCCCCUGCAGGACUAUCGGGACCUUCCCGCGGAGUUCCAGGACCAAACGUCCCCCGGAGAGCAGACUCAUCCUGAGCCCAGAAGGGCAUCCUCUCCAAGUCGGCCUCAUUCAGGGGCCAGAACCAACCUCCAACUUCCGCUGGUCUUACAGCCCGGGAAGGAGCAAGAGGAGGCCAAGAACGAGCGUCAAAAGCAGUUCCUGCAAUGCCGGCGGCUUUUCAUGGGUCUGGAGAGGGAACAGGUGAAGGAGCGCCAGAGGCUCAAGGAGCAUCAGAGGAAAAGCGAAAAGAUUAAGAAACAGAAAGAGCAGUGGCGUCAGAUGGAGGAGCAGAGGAUCCUGGCAACGCUCUGCCAAGACGACCAGCACGCCGGGGAGGAGGCGUGCGAAACGAUGGCCCAGCUGCGGCUGGAGGAGACGAGAGGGACUAAAAAGCAGCAGAAGGACAGAGAGUACAGGAGGUACGUCGAAGCCCUGAGAGCCCAGAUGCAGGAGAAGAUCCGGCUGUACAACGUCGCCUUGCCCCCGAUGUGCUGCUGCGGCUCCGACUUCUGGGACGCCCACCCGGACACGUGUGCCAACAACUGCAUUUUCUACAGGAACCACAGAGCGUAUUCGCAGGCGCUCCGCUCGGUCAUCUCCUCCUGCGACGUUUCCGACCUCGGCCCGGCCGCUUGCCUCGCCGGCCGCGGUUUUGCGGCCGCCUACGGACGGUCGGCGAAGAAGCCGUAGCGGCGGGCGCCGAAGCCGGCCUGAUUCCUGCUUGCCCCCGUCAUCCCACCUGGGAGAAGCGGGUGGGCAGGCGGGCGGCCGCCGUGAGCACUAGCCGUCCCCACAGCGGGGCCGUGCCCGGGGAGCCAGGCCAGCCGUCCAGCUGGACCCUCCCCACGCCCGUCCUGGAGCCCUGAUGAAACCGGACGUAUCACCGGGGGCUCGAUCUGGUCCCCUUCUUCUUCCCCUCCCUCCAUUUUUAUCGUCGUAAUCCAUCCUCUUUAGUCGCUGCCCUUUUACGCCCUUAGGAAGCGGGACAUGGAGGACCGAUGGAUUCGGCGUCAAUUUUCCUCCUCCUUUCAGUGAUUUUUAAGUCAGAGUGACUUGGGUAAGCCAUCCCGUCUGACAGGGAGUCCGGGCUGGAAGUCCGAGAAGGAGGAGGAAAGGAGCUACUGCUCCCUUAUACCGCCUUCUCUUCCCGUCGCCGUCUCCUCCUCUUCCACUCCCUUCUCUGAGCCUGUGGAGGGCUCACUUAGAAACUUCACCCCCCCCCCCGUGAAAGAGAUGCAAUAAAGAUGCGCCGCGACGUUG